AGGGGCGAGGCGGGAUGUCGCUGUGAGUGGAGUGAGUGCGCGUGUGCGUGUCCACGCGCGCGGGGCGAGCGUUGGUAGCGAGCGGAGAGGAUGCACACGGCACUCGAGCCAGAUACUGUAUAAGCAUCAUGAAGGUACAUCUGCAUACAAAGUUUUGUUUCAUUUGCUUGUUGACAUUCCUCUUUCACCAUUGUCACCACUGCCAUGAUGAUCAUCAUCAUGACCAUGACCAUAAUCAUGGUACUGAGGAGAAUCACCUGCAUAAGCAUAAUGAUUAUCAAAUCUCAGAGGAAUCGUACCUUCAAAACAACCCCACCAAGGUUUCUCUACAAAAUGCAGAAAGUAAGCAAAUGUAUUACAUUCAGAAACUGUUCAGUUAUUAUGGUGAAAAUGGGAAAUUGACAUUUCAUGGUUUAGAAAAACUCUUAACAAGCUUAGGUCUUGGAGAAGUGAAAGUUGUAGAUUUAGAGCAUGAUAAUGAUGGACAUGAUCAUGUUUCACAUCUAGAUCUCUUAGAAGCAGUAGAACGGAAACAUGUACACUCCCAUUCACACUCCCAUCAUACAGGACGUGUCAAAACUGUACCUAAUCCCAAGGUGAAAGGUAGUCGUUGUACCAGAGCAGACAGCAAGAACAUACGCUCCACUUUAAAGCCGGCAACUGUUGAAGUUGCUCAACGUCAUCAUCGUCAUCAUCAUCGGCACCACCAUCAUCGCACCUCCCCCCAUCCUUCUGAAAGUACAGUCAAUCAUAAAGACGGAGAACAGUUCCCUGAAUCUUCAGGUCCCAACGUGUUACAUGAAAAACCCCAAAGAAGGUCAAGGAAAAGCAAAAAGCAUAAGGUUGUAUUGAAACAACCAGAAGGGACAUUCACGCCAUCUCCAGUGGAAUCUUUAACUGCUCUGUCAACAAGUGAUCAUGAUAAUGAUCUGCAUGUUCAUGAAGAGAAAACAACUCAUCAACCAAGAGCGAAAAAAGACUUGGGUACCUCAAAAUUAAUUCAUGAAGAACACUUAGAAGCAGAACCUGGCCAUGAUGAGUGCUUGAAUGUUUCCCAGCUGCUACAACAUUAUGGUCUUAGCACGGAUUUGGGGAUUUCUCCAGAAGAGUUUACGUACUUGUGUCCUGCUUUGAUUUACCAAAUUGAUAGCAGGGCUUGUAUCAAGCACCAUAAAUUGAAUACGGAAACAGCAGACAAUGAAGAUUCUGCAUUAUCAGUUCUUUCUUACACAGCUUGGAUAUGGGGGCUCAUCUCUGUCACAAUCAUAAGCUUGCUGUCUGUUCUGGGUGUGGUCCUUGUACCUAUCAUCAAUCAAGUAUGCUUUAAGUUUCUUCUCACGUUCCUGGUGGCUCUGGCAGUGGGCACUCUCAGUGGAGAUGCAUUACUUCAUCUCAUGCCACAUGCGCAAGGUGGCCAUGAUCACAGUCAUGAUGCACAUCAUCAUGAUCACGGACAGAAUCAUACUCAAGGGGAGGAUGAAACUACUGAAGGGCUUCUUACAACCUACAAUGCGUUGUGGAAAGGCCUUACAGCUUUAGGUGGUAUUUAUCUGCUUUUCAUCAUUGAACAUUGCAUUGGCAUAUUCAGAGAUCGCAGGACUAGAAAGGGCAAAAAGAGGUGGCUUAAGAAAAAAUCCCUAAGUGGAGAAGCUGCAGUGGGACGAAAAUUAUCUGAUCACAAAUUAAACCGUAGAUCAGAAGGCGAAUGGCUGGAUCUUAAAACCAUGGGUGGAGCAGAUCAGCUUGAUGUUUCUGGUGAGAAACAAGAUGUAACCCAGGUUACUGACAUCGACUGCAACCAAGAAACAUCGUCACAAACAUUUAGGACACCUGAAGAAAAUGCGAUCCUGCCACAUGGACACACCAAGAAUUUAAAGGCUGUUUACAUUCAAGAUCCACAUGAUGUUGAUUAUAUUAUUCCAAGUGGAGAAACAGCCAUGUCAAAGAAACAUAGACAUUCUCACUCGCACCAUUCACACCAUUCCCAUGGUCAUUGCCAUUCCAAUAAAGAGAUGCAAGAUGCCGAUAUAGCAAAUAUUGCUUGGAUGGUUAUCAUGGGAGAUGGCAUGCAUAACUUCAGUGAUGGGUUGGCAAUAGGAGCUGCAUUCAGUGCAUCUAUCACAGGAGGCCUGAGUACAUCCAUCGCAGUGUUUUGCCAUGAGCUUCCUCACGAGCUGGGUGAUUUUGCUGUUCUGAUCAAUGCUGGAAUGUCUGUGAAACAGGCCAUUGUUUAUAAUGUCCUGUCAGCCCUCCUUGCAUAUGUUGGUGUGGUGAUAGGCAUAGCUGUAGGACAGUACACUCAUAAUUUGACCCAAUGGAUCUUUGCCAUCACUGCAGGCAUGUUCCUAUAUGUGGCAUUGGUGGAUAUGUUACCAGAAAUGCUACACAGCCCAUCAGAUAAUCAAGGUCAGGCUUGGUUUGGGCACUUUGUUCUUCAGAAUGCUGGGAUGCUCUGUGGAUUUACCAUCAUGCUGCUAAUUGCCAUUUUUGAGGAUCAUAUUGUAAUUAACUUUUAAUGUUUUAACAUUUUCAAUGACAAAUAAUGUAUGGUCUUGUCUGCCUUAUAUGUGUGACAGCUUUAAUUGUAUAUGGAUUUUGCAAAGCAAAUUGUGUGACAGGUAUUUAUCACUGCAGAUUACUUUUCAUAAUCGCUGUUUUAGGUUUGUUUAACACAGUUGCAUCCACAUUGAAGUAUGGAAACUUAAAAGUGUAGUAGCAGUAUUAAUACUACUGUAUUAAACUCAACCCCCUGCCACCCAACGAAGUGUAUUAAUGUUUCUUUAACAAACAUUAUUUUUUGACAGAAACCAAUUCACAUACAUAUGUUAUGAUGUAAUUUCAUACAAAAUGUCAUUAUACAUCAACAUUUCCACUGUAGUCGAUGCAGGUUGACGCAUGUCAAAACAUAGUUAUUCUGUGUCUCGUUCGAACAUUGAUUAAAGCUGUUUACAACAGUCGCAAUGAUCAGAGUUGCUAUAUUAUAUAUAUAUUAUAUAUGACAAUAAAAAAAAGUAAUAAAUUGGUCACUUUGAGCCACGACUGCUUGGGAACACUGCUGUGCGCAAUUGGCUGCCACGAUUUUCCCACAAAUAUACUCAAUUCACUUUACAGUAUAUUCUGUGAAGCGCUUUGAGACAUCUAGAAGACAUGAAAAGUGCUAUAUCAAAUAUAAGGAUUAUUAUAUUAAAAUAUGUGAUUGACAAAGGUAUCUGGGGAGAUGAUAUGCCAUUUAGCAGAAAUGUAAUGCUUGAAUCCAUGUAGUUUGUUUAGUGCAAUUAGGUCCAUAGAUGGAACAUGUCUAGUAGUAUUUUGUUGAAUGUUUUCUCUCCUCCAUAAACAAUCACCAGCUGUAAUGCAGCCAGGGUUCAUGGUGCUGUUUUUUNAAAUGAAAUUGCAUCUCCAGUGUCAAAUGUACAAACUAGUGGGUACUUACUAGUUUCAAAAUAGUGUUUCUUCUCUCAUAACAACCAUCUCUUACAUUCCCAUCCCUGCAUUGUACCUCAGUAUUGAACCAUGUUUGCUGUCUUGAGUGAACAGCUAGAUUGCUGUACAGUAUGUUUGGAGGUUUUUUUUCCAGCAAGCUUGUCACUAUGUGACAUUUUCUUUUGUCACUGUAAAUAAAUCAAUGUAAUUGUGCUAAAAUGAUGUAAUUAAUUUUGUGAUCAAGUGCAAAUGGCCAAAAUGUGAGUGGUGUAACCUGUGAUUCUUGUGGGUGUUAUUUGAUUUGAAUUCAUUGUUAAAGCCAAAGAUUAUGGGAACCUAAUUAGUUAAUUUGAAGUUUAUGAAAGGUUUUCAAAGUGUUAAGGUUCCAUAGCCUUUGUUUGUUACAAGUGACAAAGAAUUUUUUGGUAAUGCUCUAGAGAAAAUUUGUUUGUCCAUAUUACACUAAUCUUUCAUGAAUAAAACUCACUGCAGUUUCACUUGA
This is a messenger RNA of Callorhinchus milii (elephant shark), 3925 nucleotides long. It is a transcript of the gene slc39a10, whose product is annotated as solute carrier family 39 member 10. Bases 129 to 2516 code for a protein of 795 amino acids. Gene Ontology annotation, biological process: positive regulation of B cell receptor signaling pathway; intracellular zinc ion homeostasis; zinc ion import across plasma membrane. The transcript has 10 exons. The record is from RefSeq and is a predicted model, not a curated record. Gene Ontology annotation, cellular component: membrane. Gene Ontology annotation, molecular function: zinc ion transmembrane transporter activity. NCBI's taxonomy places the organism in Eukaryota, Metazoa, Chordata, Chondrichthyes, Chimaeriformes, Callorhinchidae.